AUGCGGAUACUAUUCCUACUAUCCAUUUUGUUAUUUGUCACGUGUCAUGCUGGAUUUUUCAGUUCUUUAGUGUCAAGGUUUACUGGCGGCGGCAGUUCAUCUCCGUCUAGUUCAAGCUCAAGUUCCUCAUCGAACCAGAGAAAAUCUUCAGUUUCAGAUGAGAAGGCCAGGAGUUACCUUCAAAACUUCGGCUAUGUUCCACCAUCAAACUCCUUACAAUCCAGAAACGGAAUGGCCGGCGACAUUCAGAGUGCCGAGCAGGUCUUCAAGACAGCGAUCAGAAAGUUCCAGGAGUUUGCCGGGUUAGCUAAAACCGGGUUGCUAGAUGCCGCGACCAAGGCGAAGAUGACAUUGGCUAGAUGUGGAGUGACAGAUGCUCCAUUGGCCCUUACUUCAGGAUCCAGCCAAUUCAAAUGGUCCAAAACCCGUCUGACCUACUCAAUCGAAAGUUGGUCUUCCGAUCUCCCUAAAGACGACGUGCGGCGUGCCAUCGCGGAAGCCUACGGUGUCUGGGCAAAAGUGACGCCUCUUGAAUUUUCCGAAGUCCCCGCUGGCAGCACAUCUGACAUCAAAAUCCGAUUCGGCACUCGCAACCACAACGAUCCAUGGCCAUUCGAUGGUGAGGGUGGUGUCCUAGCUCAUGCCACUAUGCCAGAAUCUGGAAUGUUCCAUUUCGAUGAUGACGAGAAUUGGACUUACAAAGAUGCCAGAAAGAUCCAUAGUAAUAGUGCGACCGACCUUUUGGCUGUGGCAAUUCACGAGGGAGGACAUACAUUGGGCCUGGAACAUUCGAGAGAUGAGAAUGCAAUCAUGGCUCCGUUCUAUCAAAAAACCACCGAUUCGAAUGGAAAUUAUGUGUAUCCUAACUUGAAAUCCGAUGAUAUUUCUGCAAUUCAAGCUAUCUAUGGAGCAGGAAGUGGGCGCUCCUCCUCUGGCGGAUCUGAUUUCGGAGGUAGCAGCGGUGGCGGAUCCAGAACCACUGCAAGACCCACAACUACCACUAGAAGCUGGUUUGGAAGAUUCUUCGGCGAUGACGAUGAUGACGUCAGAUCCAGGACAACAACCAGGAGAACCACUUUAUGGCCAACCACUCAGUCCCCCUUCUCUGGUGAUGACUGGGGAUCCGGCUCCAGCGGUGGACGGGGUGGCUCAUCCGGAGGUGGCCGCUGUCCAUCUUCCAUCGACGCCUACACUCCCAGCUCCUCCUUCUCCUAUGCUUUCUCCGGCUCGCAGGUUUACACGAUUAGUGGGACAAAAGUCACAAAAGUGUCCUCAAUCCACGACCUAUUCCCAUCUGCUCCAACACCUGUCAGCGCUGCUCUCUGGAAUCCGAUUUCUGGCUCAAUGCUGUUGUUUAGUAGUAAUAGAGUGUACAGCUACUACUUCUCCAACAUCCGUCAAAUCUUCCAAAUGGACAGCGGCUUCCCAAAAACCCUUCCCUCAGAUCUUGGAUUCUCUGUAUCGGGUGCUCUUCGCUGGAUUAACGGACAUCAAAUUCUUAUGAGCAGCGGUGACGAGUUCGCCGUCUACGAUGAAUUCUGGAAUCAGGUCACUUUGAAGAACAGAAUUUCUUCAUACUUCCCAAAUCUGCCACGUGGAGUCAAGGGAGUGGAAUCGCCCGCCGGAAGUCUCAUCACUGCGUUCACCUCCAACCAAGUCUUCGAAUACAACUCACGGACAAAAACUAUCGGUCGACAAUCUGGAUUUUCAAGUUAUAUUGCUUGCUAA
This is a messenger RNA of Caenorhabditis remanei, 1728 nucleotides long. RefSeq lists its product as uncharacterized. Bases 1 to 1728 code for a protein of 575 amino acids. Gene Ontology annotation, biological process: proteolysis; collagen catabolic process; extracellular matrix organization. Gene Ontology annotation, molecular function: zinc ion binding; metalloendopeptidase activity. Gene Ontology annotation, cellular component: extracellular matrix. The record is from RefSeq and is a predicted model, not a curated record. Lineage: Eukaryota; Metazoa; Nematoda; Chromadorea; Rhabditida; Rhabditidae. The transcript has 7 exons.